Rosa rugosa (rugosa rose) is the source of this 1470-nucleotide messenger RNA. RefSeq names its product probable jasmonic acid carboxyl methyltransferase 2. Gene Ontology annotation, biological process: methylation. Gene Ontology annotation, molecular function: S-adenosylmethionine-dependent methyltransferase activity. The record is from RefSeq and is a predicted model, not a curated record. NCBI's taxonomy places the organism in Eukaryota, Viridiplantae, Streptophyta, Magnoliopsida, Rosales, Rosaceae. The transcript is spliced from 3 exons. The coding region runs from base 85 to 1224 and encodes 379 amino acids.
AGGUGCUUUAUAAUUAGCAGCCUUAACUAGCAUAAAGUCUAUAGAAGCAAUUCAGGCUUAGCUAGAGUAGACGCAGAGAUCGAGAUGGAGGUGGUGCAAGUACUUCAUAUGAACAAAGGAGAUGGCGAGACUAGUUAUGCCAAAAACUCCACUGUUCAGAAAAAAACAAUAUCUAUCGCCAAGCCAACCAUUGAGAAAGCAGUGCUAGAAAUCUUGGGGUCCAAUAUCAUGGGAAUAGAGAGCAUGGGAAUAGCAGAUUUGGGUUGCUCCUCUGGACCCAACACCUUCCUACUCAUCUCGCAUAUCAUGGAUGUAAUACAUGCUAAAUUUAGCACGGUUACAGAGCUUAGAGUGUUUCUAAAUGACCUCUUUAGCAACGACUUCAACUCCAUCUUUAUGUCACUCCCAGCCUUCUACGAUAAACUGAAUAAGCAAGACUAUAAUAAUGGUCAUGAUCCUGAUCAGCAUGUAAAUCCCUUAAUUUCUGCUGUGCCCGGUUCGUUUUACGGUCCAUUGUUUCCCAGAAAGAGUAUGCACUUUGUUCACUCUUCUUUUAGUCUUCACUGGCUAUUUCAGGUCCCCGAUGGCCUAAACAACAAAGGAAAGAUUUACAUGUCUAAGAGCAGCCCACAGUGUGUGUUGGAUGCAUACUCCAUGCAGUUUCAGAAAGACUUUGCUGUUUUUCUGAGGUCUAGGGCACAAGAAAUAGUCGACGGAGGACGAAUGGUGUUGUCCUUCAUGGGCAGGCCAUCCUCUGACCCAACAGCUGAUCAGGGAACUUUCUACCAGUACGAGCUCUUAGCCCAAGCAUUAAUGGCCAUGGUUUCCAAGGGUCUUAUAAAAGAGGAGAAGGUUGAUUCCUUCAACUUGCCCCACUAUGCUCCAUGUGCAGAGGAAUUGAAUUUGGUGUUACAAAAAGAAGGGUCUUUCAUCAAGGAACACCUUAAAGCAUUCGAAGUUGAUUGGGAUACUGGCGGUGCUGAUCUCGAUCAUCAUAACAUGCCUAACGGUACAUUUGACGAUGAUCAAACUGUUAGCAAUGGGCAGCAAAUGGCCAAUGGCAUAAGAGCCGUGGUUGAGUCAAUGCUUGAAUCUCAUUUUGGAAAAGAGAUAAUGGAUGAUGUGUUUCAGAAAUAUGCGGAGCUCGUUAGCAGGCACUUAACAAAUAGUACCACUACACCCAAGUAUACGGUUUGGGUCAUUUCACUCGUUAAAAAGACUUGAAUCUUCACAUCUUUUACUCAUUUAUCUAUAUUUGUGUUUAAUAAGAGAGAAAGCCCUAGCAUCAAAUUUCCUUCCCCCAUCCAUCCAUCCUUCUUUGUCUUUAAUCGUGUGUAAUUGCUUCCAGUUGUGUUACUGAGUUCAAUAUGUGAUAUUUGUAUGCAUUUAUGAAAUUCUAUCCUAUUAUCACUUUUUAGAUCGUAAUGAAUAAAACGAUUGUCAUUGUUGCAUGGCAUCAAUUAUAUAUCA